UGCCACGGCCAGACCAGAGACCAAUGUUUUUUCUCUGAUCGAGCCAGCCAACCCGCCCAUCAUCUCCGUCAUGUUCUUCGUCACUGCACUGUGUUUCUUCUCUCCCAACUUGCCCAGGUCUCUGUCUUCCCCAGAAUGAUCUUCUCUUCUUUAUCUCUUCGCCCAUUGAUAAUCCUUCCAGCUUCCUUUCUCCUCCUCUCUCCUCUCCACCAUGCCCGCCGGAAAACGAGAAGUGAUGUGGCCAAGGUUGGUAGCCAGCAAGAUCUUGAGGAAGACAUUGGGGAGCAACAACUUUGUUGCAGAUUUCCCAAGCAACGAUACCGAGAUCAUCAGUACUGAUUCUGCGGAGCUUCCAUCUUGCUUGGGGCAAAAAUCUCUGUGCUCCAAGAGGGUAAUCUUGAACGAUUACCAGGAGAGACACAGCUACAAGGUUUUUGUUAGUACAUGGAACGUUGGAGGGGUUGCCCCAUCCGAGAAUUUUAAUAUCGAAGAGCUGCUGGACACAUCCAAUACUUCCUGUGACAUUUAUGUAAUUGGGUUUCAAGAAAUUGUGCCUCUAAGAGCUUCAAAUGUCCUAGGGUCAGAGAACAGUAGAAUCACCAUGAAAUGGAAUUCCUUGAUCAGGGAAACUCUGAACAAGAAGACAUGCAUUCAAGAGACAGACAAUAAUAAAAAUGAAGCAGGCAAGCCAAAAGAAAAAGAAACUAGUUUUCCAACAAAUGAUGGAAAAUCAAGGGAAAAUGGCAAUCUUACACCGGAAUUCCGAUGCAUCAUCUGUAAACAAAUGGUUGGGAUACUGAUAUCCGUCUGGGUUCGGUCUGAUCUUCGGCCUUUCGUUCGAAACCCCAGCGUUUCAUGCGUUGGUUGUGGCAUCAUGGGUUGCUUGGGAAACAAGGGUUCGGUGUCAGUUAGGUUUCGAUUACAUGAAACAAGCUUCUGCUUUGUGUGCAGUCAUCUAGCUUCCGGGGGCAGAGAAGGCGAUGAGCGAUACAGGAACGCGAAUGCAGCAGAAAUUUUAUCGCGAACGAGCUUUCCUAAAGGCGCUUCACUAGAUUUGCCUCGAAAAAUUCUCGAUCACGAUAGGAUAAUUUUGCUUGGAGAUUUAAACUAUAGAAUCUCUCUCCCAGAACGAGAGACGCGAUUAUUAGUAGAUGGAGAAGAAUGGGAUGCUCUAUUACAAAAUGAUCAGCUAAUGAUGGAGCUUAUGGUUGGGCAAGUAUUGGAAGGGUGGCAAGAAGGGACGAUCAAAUUUCCUCCUACUUACAAGUACCAUCCAAAUUCGGAUGAGUACUAUGGGCAUGUUGAAAGCAAAAAAGGCGAAAAGAAGCGUGCCCCUGCAUGGUGUGAUCGGAUCAUUUGGUUCGGCCAUGGAUUAAAGCAACACUUGUACACAAGAGGAGAGUCAAGAUUAUCCGAUCACCGGCCGGUGAAGGCGAUUUUCACCACCGAGGUGGUAGUUUCGCGAAGACUGAAAGGGCUGCAAAGUUUCUUCCUGUCUGAAAGAUUUGAAAGGAUAAAAUUGCCGUCGACCGAUGGCCAUCGCCGAUCAAGCUUCAAAAUUAAGAAUAAGUACACUCCAUAAUCGCUUGGUGUGAGUGUGAGCAUGCAUUAUAUGUAUAUAUAUAAAUAUCUAAAUCAAAGAAAAGAAAAUUAAUUAAUUAAUUAAAUCUAUAGCUAGCUAGCUAGCAUAAGCAUAUCGAUCGAAGCUUCCUAUUGUAUUUUUGUUAAUUAAACUUGCUGAUGAGUGUAUAGUGAUGUUGGCUAUCAUCUUCUCCGUGUUGUUUUGCAGCUUGGAAAGCUGUCUUUUUUUUCUUUUCUUUUUUCUGUAAAUCAGCCUGGAAAGCUGUCGCCAUCCUUUCUUUUUCAGUGCCAUAUAUAUAUAUAUAUAUAGCCCAUUGGAGGUUUUUAAA
This is a messenger RNA of Diospyros lotus (date-plum), 1910 nucleotides long. RefSeq names its product type IV inositol polyphosphate 5-phosphatase 9. The record is from RefSeq and is a predicted model, not a curated record. Lineage: Eukaryota; Viridiplantae; Streptophyta; Magnoliopsida; Ericales; Ebenaceae. Gene Ontology annotation, molecular function: phosphatidylinositol-4,5-bisphosphate 5-phosphatase activity; phosphatidylinositol-3,4,5-trisphosphate 5-phosphatase activity; inositol-polyphosphate 5-phosphatase activity. Bases 212 to 1582 code for a protein of 456 amino acids. Gene Ontology annotation, biological process: phosphatidylinositol dephosphorylation. The transcript is spliced from 8 exons.